AUGGCUCCCUCAGCUCCAGCGACGGCCAGUGCUUCACCGGCCAAGAAGACAUCCGCCCCCGAGAAGAAGUACAAGUGCCAAUUUUGCAACCGCGCCUUCAGUCGAAGUGAACAUCGUAGUCGCCAUGAACGCUCACAUACCAAAGAGCGCCCCUUCAAGUGUCUGAAGUGUCGGAGCACUUUUGUUCGUCGCGACCUGCUUCUGCGCCAUGAUCGCACCGUGCAUGCCAAGGAUGGCGGUAUCCCAUUGGUCGCCGAAGGUCGCAGACGUGGUGGAAAUGCUGGCGUGCAGAAAUCGUCCUCGGCGGGCCCCUCCAAGCCCUCCAUCACGAUCGAUCCAGCCAGCCUGGAGCAGAUUGAGGCAAGCAGCGACGGUAUGGUCGACCUUGAAACCGCAGCCAUGUUGAUGACAGACUUCCAACACAAGGCUGCAGCAGCGGCGACCGGUCAAGUUUCCGAGCGCUCCGAGUCCCUGUCCCCCGGUCAAGCAUCCUUUGACCCGUACCUGUCCGGCAAUGCCACCCUGCCCCAGAUGCCCUGGGAUACUCUUGUCUCCCCUGCGGAAUCGAGUGCGAUGCCCCCGUUAAUCGACCGCCACGGCCCCGUUGGUGACGUGCUCCUCUCCCACUCGCUGUCCAUGUCCGGCAAUUCCACCCCGAACGCCUUGUCUCCCUACCCCUCAAUGACCGGUCCCGUCAGCCCCGUCAACUAUCGCCGCUCUCCGGGACCUAGCCAGGCUUUGACUUUGCCCAAGGCUCCUAAGAUCGCCAGCGAAAUGGAGCGUAAUGUGGUGAUUGAAAGCGUGCGCAAGGCCGAUGCCUUGGGUGCCCUUCCCGAAAACUUCCAGAUGCCCGCCAUCGCGGCUUUGAAUCAGUACCUCUCGACGUACUUCAAUCUGUAUCAUCCCCACCUGCCGUUCCUUCAUCAGCAGUCAUUCCAUCCCACAUCGGCGCCUACUCCCUUGCUCCUCGCUGUGCUGUCCAUCGGGGCUCUGUACACCUUCGAACGCGAUCAUGCCUUCAUGCUCCACGUCGGCUCCAAGGUCCUAGUCAACCAAUUCUUGCAGCACAAGGAGAACUUCGAUUCUCGCAAGUGCCCCCUCUGGCUGAUGCAGAGCACCCUGCUCAACAUGGUCUUUGAAAGCUGGAGUGGCGACCCCAAGGGCCUUGAGUGGACUUGUUCGAUCAAGAGUCUGCUAGCCAACAUGGUGGCCGGCAACCGAUACCAGCUCAAGCUGCGCACUGAGGCUCGCCAGGGUACCCAGCCGUCUCGCGAUGACUGGAUCGAGGAAGAAUCCUGCCGUCGUACCUACUUUGCCGUCUACAUCUUCUUUGGGAUGCUCACCUUGACCUUCAAUCACACGCCCGCCAUGAGCUUUGACGAAUUCGAUAACUUGGAACUGCCCUCGUCGGAGUCCCUCUGGAACAUGGAAGCCGCGGACGAUGAGACCUGGCGCCGUAGCAUUGCCGCCGCCAGCUCGAUGACCGUUCGUGAGGCUCACGACUUCUUGUUCCAGGGCGAGCAGACUCGCUACAGCGCCUUUGCUACCCGGGUCCUGAUCAACGCUUUGUUCCUCCAAGUGUGGAACCACAAGCGUAGCUUUGAGGCGCUCCAGGACGUCGUCACCGAAUACAAGCUUCGACUGGCGUUGGAGACCUGGGAGAACUCCUUGGAGGUGUGUGAGCCCGAGACGAUCGUUGUCCCGCUCAGCACUCCCCAAAAAGGUCAUCCUCUCAUCUUCAACUCCAUGGCUGUCUAUCGCAACACUCGCGCUCGCCUGGAAGUCGACUUAAAGUCCAUCCAGGAAGCCAUGCGAUACCACUCAUCCUAUGAGGUGGCCGCCGCCAUGACUGUCGCCCGUGAGAAGGUCAAGCGCUCGCAGGAAAUGAACAAGGUUGUGCAACAAUGCUUUGAGUGCAUGGAGAUUGCUGCGAUCCAGGGCAUUAACUGGGUGGCCAAAACUUCUGCCACCAACUGGAGCGUUGAGCAUCCCCUUUGCGGCCUGGACCUGAUGGUUAUCCUGAGUCUCUGGCUCUAUCGCCUGGAACAUGACGACGAGCCAGCGACUGAGGCUGAAUUGGCCAUCUACAAUAAGGUCCGCAACCUAUUUGACGACGAUGCCAUCGAUGCCUUUGGUAAACUCAGCUCCACCGUCGCCCGUGUUUGGGGUAAUAUCCUUGACGGGGUAGUUGUCUGGGGAAUCACUAAGUUGAUGGGCGAAUCUUUCAAGCUUCACUCUCAGGCACUCGUUGGUUACGAGGAUUCCCUGCGCGUCGGCAAAGAUCAACCUAUCCACGCGGUGCCUACAAAGUCGCUUGCCAGCGUUGGCACUGCCUACUAA
Messenger RNA from Penicillium diatomitis, 2340 nucleotides. RefSeq names its product C2H2-type zinc finger protein. The record is from RefSeq and is a predicted model, not a curated record. Lineage: Eukaryota; Fungi; Ascomycota; Eurotiomycetes; Eurotiales; Aspergillaceae. Gene Ontology annotation, biological process: DNA-templated transcription; regulation of transcription by RNA polymerase II. The transcript has 3 exons. Gene Ontology annotation, cellular component: chromatin. The coding region runs from base 1 to 2340 and encodes 779 amino acids. Gene Ontology annotation, molecular function: DNA-binding transcription factor activity, RNA polymerase II-specific; RNA polymerase II cis-regulatory region sequence-specific DNA binding; zinc ion binding.